Neospora caninum is the source of this 2607-nucleotide messenger RNA. RefSeq lists its product as hypothetical. The transcript has 4 exons. The record is from RefSeq and is a predicted model, not a curated record. Bases 1 to 2607 code for a protein of 868 amino acids. NCBI's taxonomy places the organism in Eukaryota, Apicomplexa, Conoidasida, Eucoccidiorida, Sarcocystidae.
AUGGCGGAUUCUCUGUCGCGAGAAAGCGGUCGGACAAACUUCUUGGCUGCUGCUGACCUUCCUUGCGCUCCCUGCCGGCGCUGCAGCGGCGACGACCCAGGAGAGCUUGGCGGAUUUUGCUUCUGCAGUUGCCACGAGGGACGUGACCGGGAGUUUGCCAGUUCUUUGGAACCGCCGGUAGAGUCGACCGGUGGUCUGCGCCGCAUUUCGUCAGAUUUUGCAGCAGCAGCCGCAGAUGCUGCGGUGUGUAAUGCCGUCGUCGCUCAGGCAGCUGCAGCGUCCCAGUUUGGCGCCGCUGAAGAACAGAUCGAGAGAACGUUUGUGCUCGCCUCCAGUUUAGAUGCGCGCCGCGUUCUGCCCAAGUCGAAAGUAAAAUUCCCUGAUGAUAGGAAGUCCCUUUUGAAAACUAUCCCCAACUGUGUUCCCUAUGUCUUCAUUUCCUUAGCAUUGUAUGCAUUAUUUCUCAUCGUGUGUGGUGUACGCCCCUUGUACAAGAUCGUGAUGCAUCACAUUACUACUGGAGGCUAUCUCAGGGCCGUAAGUGCGGUGAAGCAGACGCCUGGCAGUUCAGUUAUGCCAAGCUCAAUGGCGAUGGUUACGUUAGUGCCACACGAAGAGUACGCGUAUGAGUUUUGUGCACCGGAUGUCCCGUCAUCUGAGCAGAUGAAUUCAUUACUUCGUGCGCUAUAUUGCGGUGAAGCAUUUCUGCCAGCUCUCUGGCAGUUCUGGGCUCAGCUGUUGUUUUGUAUCCUUGCGCAUAUCUGGGUAGUACGUCAUCAUUUGUUUCAUUUACUGCGACAGCAAUUUCGCCCGUAUUCCGUCGCUGGGGAAUUCAGCUUGGAUGAACAUUCUGCCGAAAAAACGACCCAGUAUGUGUCUGCACUCCAGCCUCAGUCUCCCCUUUGUGGGCGCUACGGGUUUGUAAAUUCAAAGGGACACAUCCGCCAUAUACUGGCACUCAUCAACCCCACCAGUGGAGGAAGAAUGGCGAUGACCUACUACCAGCAGCUCAUUCUACCGGUCCGCUCGAUUCGUAUAAUGAAAUGGCCAAGAUGUGUUAGCGAUGAGCAUGAUUUCUCCCCAAGUUCCUUUUGCUUAGUCGAAUUGCUCCUUCUCUUCGGUGCUGACACAAAGGUUCUGCCAAUUGUAUUGGACGAAAAGAAUGGAGAGUUCGUUUGUGCCUUUAUUCACCGAUGGUCUCACGUCUUCGACCUUUGCCUGAUUCUUGGUGGGGACGGUUCUUACCACUCUAUCGUCAACUUGCUGAUUCGGGCUGGCCUCGAAAAACGACAGGCCGACUGGGAUGACUGUGAGGGGUCAGACAACUCGCAGGAAGCUCCUGUAGGUGAAGGAGUGUCUCCAGACUAUGACAAUUUGUUUAAUUCAAAUAAAAGACGAAGCAGAAUCAAGACCCCGAAAUGCGAGGCAUGCAGGAAGAAGAAGUGUAUCUUUCCCUUAAAUCUGCCAAUCACCCCAGUUCCUCUUGGAACGAGCAACACAUGGUGCAGUGAAUUCGUAUUCAGUUAUGCCGGCCCUAUUGCUGCAAAGUGUUACGCAGCAAAUGCUCGACAGGCUGCGGCUGCAAUUAUGGAAGAACUGGACAGAGAGAAAGCAAAGGCGUCAAGGAGAGUCUCGCGUCACUUUGCCCACCCCGAACAGACAUCAACUGAUGAAGGGCUUGAACUGGUCCCGAAUGAGGCAGAGCACGGGCUUCGAAACGAAGAGCAAACUUCGAAUUCUCAAGACGGCAAAAGGAGAAUUGUGCGUCUAGACGCAUCGAAGAAUUGUUCUUCCGGUUGUGCUCAGAGCGCAUCUCGGAUGGAGACUUGCGACGGGUACGAAUCAGAUACAAGUUCUCUUUCCAGCACGCCGUCCUCCAGGCCAACCGAAUUCGUGGAUCCAGCCCCCCCUGCAGCGUCUCAUUCUUUGUACCAAGCCAUUCCAGGCAUCUGUGACUCAUCUAAAUAUCCUUCGGUGGCCGCUCAAGCAGCCGCUCAAGCAGCAGUAGAUGUCGCGGCUCUUGCCAGAAACGAGGCGUCUAUUGCGGCAGCCUCUGUGGAGAAAGGGGCGUUUUCCGCGAACUGCGAUGUGAAAGCUGAAGAGGCAGCAGUUGCAGCGGAGGCUGCCUGCGACGCUGCGGCCAGAGUGGCAAAGGCUGCCGGUUCAAGAGGAGCCGGGGCAUGGGAAAACCUAGCUUCACCUUCGUGCUCUGAUGGCGCCUGUGAAACUAAGGAGAUGGACGACUGCUCAGGGGGAACCGAGCGAACACUCGAUGCCAAAGCUUCGGUCCCCGAGAUGCCUGCUGCUCGCAUUGUCGCCAAGCUUGCUGCCCAAAACAGGAAUGAGUCUGCAGAUCUUGCGGAGUGUUCAAGGCUGUUGUCUCCUGCUCCUACACCAGAAUUGAAAGGUGUCAGACUGGCAAAGCACCAUUUAAGAGUCACAGCCGCAUUUAGGAUAAAUAUUUGUUCCCUGACUCGGAAGAGUACAGGAGCUGAGGGGUCGAGGCAAGGAAAGGCAGGUGCGCUUUGUUUCGGUUUCGGGUCUUUAGCCUCUUCACCGGGGCAAUAUAUUAUCCAGUCGCCUACGCUUUUCUGGAUGUUGGAUUAG